UAGUUGUCUAUUGUCAUAACACAUUGAUUCUCUUUCAACCCCCUUACAGCGUUUCAACAGAGUGUUGUAGAGAGAGAAAGCGAGCCGGCCUUCGUCUUUGGUUGGCUUUGCUUCUCGGAUCCAUCUCCCUCUCUUUUUUCCUCUUUCGUUUUCAGGUGAAUUAAGAUGGCCGACGGCGAGGAUAUUCAGCCCCUUGUUUGUGACAAUGGAACUGGAAUGGUUAAGGCUGGAUUUGCUGGUGAUGAUGCUCCUCGAGCAGUGUUUCCCAGCAUUGUGGGUCGCCCUCGCCACACUGGUGUUAUGGUUGGAAUGGGACAGAAGGAUGCUUAUGUGGGUGAUGAAGCCCAAUCCAAGAGAGGUAUCUUGACCUUGAAAUAUCCUAUUGAGCAUGGUAUAGUCAGCAACUGGGAUGAUAUGGAGAAGAUAUGGCAUCAUACUUUCUACAAUGAGCUUCGAGUUGCUCCUGAAGAACACCCCGUUCUCCUGACUGAGGCACCCCUUAAUCCUAAGGCCAACAGAGAGAAGAUGACCCAGAUUAUGUUUGAGACAUUUAACGUUCCAGCUAUGUAUGUUGCUAUUCAGGCCGUGCUCUCAUUGUAUGCUAGCGGUCGUACCACUGGUAUUGUGUUGGACUCUGGUGAUGGUGUGAGUCACACCGUCCCUAUCUAUGAAGGUUAUGCUUUGCCCCAUGCCAUUCUUCGUUUGGAUCUUGCUGGUCGUGACCUUACUGAUAGCCUGAUGAAGAUCCUCACCGAGAGAGGAUACAUGUUCACCACCACCGCUGAACGGGAAAUUGUCCGUGACAUGAAAGAAAAGCUUGCCUAUGUGGCUCUUGACUACGAGCAGGAACUUGAAACUGCCAGGAGCAGUUCCUCCAUUGAAAAGAACUAUGAAUUGCCAGAUGGACAGGUUAUUACUAUUGGUGCUGAAAGGUUCCGUUGCCCGGAAGUUCUCUUCCAACCAUCGAUGAUCGGGAUGGAAGCUGCAGGUAUCCAUGAGACUACCUACAACUCCAUCAUGAAAUGUGAUGUGGAUAUUAGGAAGGACCUCUAUGGUAACAUUGUUCUCAGUGGUGGCUCCACCAUGUUCCCUGGUAUUGCUGAUCGGAUGAGCAAGGAAAUCACUGCUUUAGCUCCAAGCAGCAUGAAGAUUAAGGUUGUUGCACCACCAGAGAGAAAGUACAGUGUCUGGAUUGGAGGAUCCAUUCUUGCAUCCCUCAGCACAUUCCAGCAGAUGUGGAUCUCAAAGGGUGAGUAUGAUGAGUCUGGUCCUUCCAUUGUCCACAGGAAGUGCUUUUAAGGUGCUGUUAUUUUUACUUAAAAGUGCAAGUUUCCUAUUUGUUUUCCCGCUUUUGCUAUUAUGUCCCCAGUAAAUUUGGUUUUGCUGGGAUGGAUUAGUUUGGAGGUGGUGGGGCUAUGAAUGGAGGGCAACAAACAAUUAUUGCCAGUGUAUCUCAUGUUUCAACUCAAUUUGGGUUAUCUUCUCAGCAUAUUUGUGAGGUGCCGCCUGCAGUGUCCUUUUUGGCCUGGCACCAUCCCCAUCACCAUCCCCAGCUCGAAGUCUUUUCUCUUCUAGGUUGGUUGUAGUUUGAGGAGAGUGAUUGUGCUGUUUCUUCCUUUGUCUUCUCUCAUUUUCUUCUUUAUCUGGAUUCGCACUUUUGUGGUUCUUUUUAUUUCUUAAAACAAUUAUGUUAAUAUUUAUUGAAUGAGAAAGUUUCUAUUUUAGUGUCA
This is a messenger RNA of Nicotiana attenuata, 1730 nucleotides long. RefSeq names its product actin-7. The transcript has 5 exons. Bases 166 to 1299 code for a protein of 377 amino acids. The record is from RefSeq and is a predicted model, not a curated record. Gene Ontology annotation, biological process: cell division. Lineage: Eukaryota; Viridiplantae; Streptophyta; Magnoliopsida; Solanales; Solanaceae. Gene Ontology annotation, cellular component: plasmodesma; cytosol; plasma membrane.